Closterium sp. Naga37s-1 is the source of this 1026-nucleotide messenger RNA. NCBI's taxonomy places the organism in Eukaryota, Viridiplantae, Streptophyta, Zygnematophyceae, Desmidiales, Closteriaceae. The record is from the annotation of a GenBank genome assembly.
AUGGACUCUGGAGCUGAGACUGCUGGUGCUGAGCCUGUGGAUGCUGAGACAGAGGGUGAGGGUUCUGGAGGUGCUGCGACUGGGGUGGUGGUGGAGCUGUGGGUGAACCUGCUAGAGGUCCUGGAGCUGGAGAGCCACCGCAGCCUGAUCUACUUGAGACCUACUAGUCCUGGAGGUACAGCUGGUGCUGGAGGUGCUGGAGGCGCUGGAGCUGGAGGUACUGGAGCUGCUGGGGCUGCUGGUCCUGGAGGUGCUCGUACUGGAGGUGCUGGAGCUGCCGGAGCUGGUGGUGCUGUUAGUGCUGGAGGUGCUGGGGGUACUGGAGCUGCUGGUACUGGAGGUGCUGGUGCUACUGGUACUGGAGCUGCUGGGGCUGCUGGUCCUGGAGGUGCUCGUACUAGAGGUACUAGAGCUGCCGGAGCUGGUUGUUCUGCUAGUGCCAGAGGUGCUACUGGAGCUGCUAGCACUGGAGGUGCUGGUGCUACUGGUCCUGGAGGUGCUUGUACUAGAGGUGAUGAAGCUGCCGGAGCAGGUGGUGCUGCUGGUGCUGGAGGUGCUACUGGAGCUGCUGGCACUGGAGGUGCUGGAGGUACUGCUGGUGCUGGAGGUGCUGGAGCUGGAGAUACUGGAGGUACUGGAGGUGCUAGAGCUGCUGGUCUUGGAGGUGCUCGUACUAGAGGUGCUGGAGCUGCCGGAGCAGGUGGUGCUGCUGGUGCUGGAGGUGCUGGAGGUGCUACUGGAGCUGCUGGCACUGGAGGUGCUGGAGGUACUGCUCGUGCUAGAGGUGCUGGUGCUGCUGGAGCUCGUUGUGCUGCUGGGCUGGAGGUGCUACUGGAGCUGCUGGUGCUGGAGGUGCUCGAGCUGCUGGUGCUGGAGGAACUGGAGCUGCUGGUACUGCCCCGCGCCGACUAUUUUUCUACCCGUAGCCGCAGUCGUCCCUGCCGCCGCCUGACUCGGUCCUUCGCCAGGUUCUUAGUCUCCCGUUGUCAACUGGCCUCACUCCACCUCUCCUGUGUCCACCGAUAG